This is a messenger RNA of Corylus avellana, 1467 nucleotides long. RefSeq lists its product as uncharacterized. NCBI's taxonomy places the organism in Eukaryota, Viridiplantae, Streptophyta, Magnoliopsida, Fagales, Betulaceae. Gene Ontology annotation, biological process: meristem maintenance; meristem development. The record is from RefSeq and is a predicted model, not a curated record.
AUUUCAGUACUAGAUUUUCCUUGCCAUCAUUUGUGAAGCGAGUGAGUAAACUCACGGAUGAUCAAAGAAGUGCAAUAAGGAAGAUGGGUUUUGGAAAUCUGCUGGAAAUGCCUAGUCAUAGGCUUAGAAAAAACUUAUUGGUGGAGCUGAUGGAAAAGUGGAGUUGUGAGAAGCUUGCUUUUGAACUUAUGCCUGGUGAAAUUCCCAUUACUCGGAUGGAUGUUGCGUUGAUUUUGGGGCUUCGUGUAGUAGGUAAACCUGUAGUCUUGAUUGAUGAAGAGCCUUUUACUGAUAUAGAGAAGGAAUAUGGUGCUGUUUUGUGGAAGAGGAAGAUAACAGUUGCAUCACUUCAAAGCAGACUUGAUGCUCUUGGUGGGGUGGUUAAUGAUGAUUUUGUUAGGACUUUUAUACUAUUUAUAUUUGGGACUUUUCUUUUCCCAAAUGCCAAUGGAAAAGUAAAUUCCCGUUAUCUUUCUUAUCUUAAAAAUUUGGAUGAUUUCUGUCAUUAUGCCUGGGGUGCAGCUGUUGUUGAUGAUAUAGUCAGCUGGCUGAACAAAAGAAAAGAGACAAAUAUACAAUAUGUGGGAGGUUGUCUUAUAUUUCUCCAAAUAUGGUCUUAUGAGCAUAUCAACAUAGCUCGGCCUGCUUUACGCAAUAGCUGCUUGACAUUUCCUCGAAUAUGCCAAUGGGACAAUAGUGGGUCCUAUGAUAGACACUGGUUUGCUACAAAGUUUAAAGACCUUGAGGAUCAUCAGGUAAUUUGGAAGCUUCAACCAACUUCUGGUGAGUUAGAAAUCGAUUUAGUAAGAGAAUUAAUGGAGGAACAAUAUGUUGAGAGGGAGCUUCUCAGACCACAACACUGUUCAACCCCUUUUCCAAUUGUUCAUGGGGGUAACUUGAGAAUCAGAUCUCAAGUAAUGGAACAAGUCGUUGUUGGAGUGAAAAUUGAAUCAGGUAGAAGCACAUGGAAACAUGAAUCAGAUACAAGCAUUGUUAAUGAAGUGAACAUGGUAAAAGAGAUCGAUUCGGAGCAGCCGAAAGCGUUAGAAAAUGCUCCAGGUACAGUAACUAGAACUAUGGAUUUUCCAUCUACAUCAGGUUGCAUGUCAAAUACACACAAGGAGCAGAUGGAGCUAAAUUUUUCCUCAAAUUUGACUGCAGUUGAUGAGGAUGACCCAAGAACAAGAAUUCGGAUAUUGGAAGAGCAAAAUAUGGAAUUGAAGACGGAGAUGGAGAAUCUGAGAAGAGAAAAUAUAAUUUUGAAAGAUCGGCUCUUGUUAAGUUCACAGUUAGAAGAGCAGAAUGUAGAGCUGAAGAAAGAGUUGGAUUACUUGAGAAGAGAAUGCUUGUCAUCAAAUAAUCUUGUGCUUAGACUAGAGAGAGUUUUAUUGGACGAGGAUGUAAAUGCUGCAGUAGAAACAUAGACUUCCACUUACUAAGGGGGAGAAUAUUUUUUCUUUCAACAAA